AUGAAUGCACAGGACAAAGCAAAGCAGACUGUGGGCUACUACGCAGUCGACACUUUUGUGCGGAGCGGCAUGCGCGUCGGUCUCGGCACCGGAACUACUGCCAAGUUCGUUGUCGAGAGAAUCGGCCAGCGCAUGCAGGAGGGAACUCUCAAGGAUCUCCUCUGUGUCCCGACCAGCGAGGCAACCCGCAAACAGGCGGAGAGCUUGGCAAUUCCUCUCACCACGCUGGACGGCAUCGACGAUUGCCUCGAUGUGGCGAUUGACGGAGCAGACGAAAUUCUUCCUCCCGCUCUCGGGCUCGUGAAAGGCCGCGGCGGCGCCUUGCUGCGGGAGAAAAUGGUUGCGGCGGCUGCAAAGACGUUUGUCGUGGCUGCCGAUGAAUCGAAACUCGUCUCCAACGGCAUAGGGUCCACAGGGGCUCUGCCCGUUGAGGUCGUCGUCUUUUCCAACUCCCACACAAAGCGCCUGAUUUCCGCGUUGCCGUCUGUGAGAAGCCACGGUGGGCGGGCGGAGUUCCGGAGAAAAACUCCCGCUGCGUCUGGCGAGACACGGGACGCGAAGGGCGACUUGGAAGACGUGAAGGAAGAAGACCGAUUCGUUACAGAUAAUGGGAACUACAUCGUCGACCUCUACUUCAAAGAUACCGUGACGGACCUUCAUGAAAUGGACAAAGAAAUCAAAAGCAUUCCUGGAGUCGUCGAGACAGGCCUUUUCCUCGACUUGGCCUCAGUGUGCCUGAUUGGCAAGGCUGACGGCUCCGUUGCGACUUUGACUGCAGAAAGCAAAUAA
Molecule: messenger RNA, 789 nt
Organism: Neospora caninum
Lineage: Eukaryota; Apicomplexa; Conoidasida; Eucoccidiorida; Sarcocystidae
Product: Ribose 5-phosphate isomerase A,related
Exons: 5
Coding region: 1-789 (262 amino acids)
Biological process (GO): pentose-phosphate shunt, non-oxidative branch
Molecular function (GO): ribose-5-phosphate isomerase activity
Source: RefSeq, a predicted model, not a curated record